AUGUCCUCAAAACUCGACGAAGCAUGUCUAAAAGAUCCCAAAAUUAUUUACUACGAAUUUCGUUCAGGACUGCCGAUUUUCGAGUGUUACAAGAAUUUUUGUAACAGAAUGGAAUUAGAUUCAAUCAAUUUUAUCGAGUUUGAAUUCUGGUUUCAGCGAUUUUCGGCGGGAAAUUUCGAUUUGGAUUAUGAUAGAAGCAAGGACCCGAAAUAUCGUACAAUUACUGAUAUGCCAGUGGAUGUUUUCCAGAAAAUUUGUGAAAAUUUGGGAGAAGAUUAUCAAGAAGACUAUCGAUUCGUCUUCCGCCACGUGUGCAAGUCCUUCCGCGCUCUAGCGGACUCUUGGAUUCCGACCUUCACAGAGAUUUCAAUUAAAUCAAAAUCUGAUGCAAUUAUUGUGAAAUUCGAUGACGAAGAAAUCGAAUAUACGGAUGGAAAUCGUGCAAUUAAACAUUGGAAUCAAUUUCCAGCAAUUCUGGAGAAAUUGAAUUGGGCUUUGAAGGAAGAUGCGAUGUGUUCUUUCAAUUAA
This is a messenger RNA of Caenorhabditis briggsae, 528 nucleotides long. Gene Ontology annotation, molecular function: protein binding. The record is from RefSeq and is a predicted model, not a curated record. Bases 1 to 528 code for a protein of 175 amino acids. Lineage: Eukaryota; Metazoa; Nematoda; Chromadorea; Rhabditida; Rhabditidae. The transcript is spliced from 4 exons.